UAUAUAUAUAUAUAUAAAAAAAUGAGUUAUCAUCAGCAACAAAAUCCGGAGACAGAAAGCAGCUCAACAAAAGCAUCCUCACCAUCCUCGCCAUCCUCGCCAUCCUCUAACUCUAACCCAUCAAAGAAACACCAACAAGACCAAGAUUUCUCUCCUAGUAAGAAAAUAACAAGAAUAAGAGACUCUAGCAAGCAUCCAGUCUAUCGUGGAGUUCGGAUGAGAAACUGGGGCAAAUGGGUGUCUGAAAUCCGAGAGCCUAGGAAAAAAUCUCGCAUUUGGUUAGGUACCUUUCCCACCCCAGAAAAGGCGGCGCGUGCGCACGAUGCCGCUGCUUUAAGCAUCAAAGGAAACUCGGCUAUUCUUAACUUCCCUGAACUCGCUAACUCUUUACCUCGUCCAGCUUCUCUCGCUCCUCGUGACGUUCAAGCAGCCGCUGCUAAAGCUGCCCAAAUGGACAAGUUUGACCAAAAAUCCGAAACAACCACCACCACAACAGCGUCCUCGUCGUCUUCUUGUACGUCGUCUUUGACUUCUCUUGUCUCUUUGAUGGACUUGUCGUCUCAAGAUGAAGAGUUGAGCGAGAUUGUUGAAUUGCCAAAUCUUGAGACGAGUUAUGAUGAGUUGAACAAUGAUUUUGUUUACUCUGACUCUGUUUAUGGGUGGAUGUAUCCUCCACCAUGGAUGCAAAGCGUGGAGAAUAUCUGUCUCAGCGGUGGUGGUGGGUAUGCUUGUGAUGAUUUUACACUGCCCAAUGACAGUACUGUUUUAUGGAAUUAUUAGUGUUUUUUUUCUUUUCUUUUCUUUCUUUAUUCCAUAUGAAUGUCUGUGUAUGUAUCUGUGUGUGCGAGUCCGUCCUUCCUCCCUCCCUUCCUUUCUCUUUGUUUUAUUAUAUUCUUGUUUUUUUAUCCGAUCAAGAUUUUUUGGCCCUUCUUGUUUUACUUUGAGGGUUGGAAUUUCUCUUCUUUUGUGUUUUCUCUUCUUUUUGUUCCUCUUCUUGUGGGUAUGUAUAUAUGACUUUGAAUCUAACUGUACAGUUUUUGGAAAGAGGGAAAA
This is a messenger RNA of Populus euphratica (Euphrates poplar), 1053 nucleotides long. Its product is annotated as dehydration-responsive element-binding protein 3-like. Bases 22 to 780 code for a protein of 252 amino acids. Gene Ontology annotation, molecular function: DNA binding; DNA-binding transcription factor activity. The record is from RefSeq and is a predicted model, not a curated record. Gene Ontology annotation, biological process: regulation of DNA-templated transcription. The transcript is spliced from 2 exons. Lineage: Eukaryota; Viridiplantae; Streptophyta; Magnoliopsida; Malpighiales; Salicaceae.